GCAACGAGGCUCAUCGUCAUCAGGGUGAUUACAGAAAAGCCUGUAUAUCCACGUUUGUUUUAACACUUAAAGUGUUUGUAACCAUUGUGAGCGGGAAAGGUCUGGAAAGAGUGGUCUCAGUGAUUUUUUUCAGACUAUAGUUUUAAAUCUCUAGGAGGAAAUCCCCAUCUUUCCCUGGACUUUUACAGGCAUCUCAUUGGGCAGCCCGCGCAAACCGACAGCGUGGGUUGGGGAGGGUCCUCGGGGUCCUUGGCAGGGCACGUGCGGGAGGAAGUGGAGCUGUCUGUGCGCGCGGCCCUAGUCGGCUCCUCAACGUGGAGCGAUGGGAGGCCUUGAGAAGAAGAAGUAUGAACGAGGCUCAGCCACCAACUACAUCACCCGGAACAAAGCCCGGAAGAAGCUCCAGUUGAGCUUGGCUGACUUUAGGCGGCUGUGCAUUCUGAAGGGCAUUUAUCCCCAUGAACCCAAACACAAGAAGAAGGUUAACAAGGGUUCUACAGCAGCCCGAACGUUUUACCUUAUCAAAGACAUCAGGUUUCUCCUCCAUGAGCCCAUCGUCAGCAAGUUCCGGGAGUACAAGGUGUUCGUCCGGAAGCUCCGGAAGGCUUAUGGGAAGAGCGAGUGGAACACCGUAGAGCGUUUAAAGGACAAUAAGCCCAACUACAAACUUGACCACAUCAUCAAGGAACGGUACCCCACGUUCAUCGAUGCCCUGCGGGACCUGGACGAUGCCCUCUCCAUGUGCUUCCUCUUUUCCACCUUCCCACGGACUGGCAAGUGCCACGUGCAGACCAUUCAGCUGUGCCGCCGGCUCACUGUGGAGUUCAUGCACUACAUUAUCGCCGCCCGUGCCCUGCGCAAGGUCUUCCUGUCCAUCAAAGGCAUUUACUACCAGGCCGAGGUACUGGGGCAGCCCAUCGUGUGGAUCACUCCCUAUGCCUUCUCCCAUGACCACCCGACAGACGUGGACUACAGGGUCAUGGCCACCUUCACUGAGUUCUACACCACGCUGCUGGGAUUUGUCAACUUCCGCCUUUACCAGUUGCUCAACCUCCACUACCCCCCGAAGCUCGAGAGUCAGGCCCAAGCAGAGGCAAAGGCCAGUGAGGGCACCUACGCGUUGGACUCCGAGAGCUCUAUGGAGAAACUGGCGGCCCUCAGUGCCAGCCUGGCCCGCGUGGUGGUGCCUGCCACAGAGGAGGAGGCCGAGGUGGAUGAGUUUCCCACUGAUGGGGAGAUGUCACUGCAGGAGGAAGACCGCAGGAAGGAGCUGGAGGCGCAGGAGAAGCACAAGAAGCUUUUUGAGGGCCUGAAGUUCUUCCUGAACCGAGAGGUGCCCCGUGAGGCCCUGGCCUUCAUCAUCAGGAGUUUUGGGGGGGAAGUGUCCUGGGACAAAUCUUUGUGCAUCGGGGCCACCUAUGACGUCACAGACUCCCGCAUCACCCACCAGAUUGUUGACCGGCCUGGGCAGCAGACCUCAGUCAUUGGCAGGUGCUAUGUGCAGCCACAGUGGGUGUUUGACUCGGUGAACGCCAGGCUCCUCCUCCCCGUGGCAGAGUACUUCGCUGGGGUGCAGCUGCCCCCACACCUUUCACCCUUCGUGACCGAGAAGGAAGGAGAUUACAUUCCACCUGAGAAGCUGAAGCUGCUGGCUCUGCAGCGGGGAGAGGACCCAGGAAACCUGAAUGAGUCAGAAGAGGAGGAGGAAGAGGACGACGACAAUGAAGGUGCUGGUGAUGAAGGGGGAGAAAAUGAGGAGGAGGAGGAGGAAGAUGCAGAGGCUGGUUCAGAAAAGGAGGAAGAGGCCCGGCUGGCAGCCCUGGAGGAGCAGAGGAUGGAGGGGAAGAAGCCCAGGGUGAUGGCAGGCACCUUGAAGCUGGAGGAUAAGCAGCGGCUGGCCCAGGAGGAGGAGAGUGAGGCCAAGCGCCUGGCCAUUAUGAUGAUGAAGAAGCGGGAGAAGUACCUGUACCAGAAGAUCAUGUUUGGCAAGAGGCGAAAAAUCCGAGAGGCCAACAAGCUGGCGGAGAAGCGGAAAGCCCACGAUGAGGCGGUGAGGUCUGAGAAGAAGGCCAAGAAGGCAAGGCCAGAGUGAGUGCCUGUGGCCUCUCACAGGGCUGAGACCAGUCCCUAGCAGCUGGAUGUAGCAGAGGCAGGCCAGAGGACCUAAGUGUGAUGGACCAGAGUCGCUUCUCUUCUCCUCCUCCUUUCUCCAGCCAGCCCUGACCCCUCAUGCUCUCUGGCUGGGCCAGUGGGCAGCCCUCGCCUCCCUUGGUUGGAGCUGCCCUGUUGGUGCCUGGGGAGAGAAGAGGCCUCUGUGCCCAGCCUGAUUCUCUGCUCCCAGGAGCCAGUGACAUGAGAUGCAGGGGCCCACCCAGCCCCCUGCCUACUGCCCCCAUUCAUCCUGGCUUUCCACAGCCCCCUCCUACACAGUUGGACCCAUGAUUCUCAGGGUGCUGUGAUGGGGUGAGGGUGGGGGGAGCAUUUGUUAUUAAAUGACUGGACUUUUGUGCCAAUUGCA
Molecule: messenger RNA, 2518 nt
Organism: Symphalangus syndactylus (siamang)
Lineage: Eukaryota; Metazoa; Chordata; Mammalia; Primates; Hylobatidae
Gene: PES1
Product: pescadillo ribosomal biogenesis factor 1
Biological process (GO): ribosome biogenesis; maturation of LSU-rRNA from tricistronic rRNA transcript (SSU-rRNA, 5.8S rRNA, LSU-rRNA)
Cellular component (GO): PeBoW complex; nucleolus
Molecular function (GO): RNA binding
Source: RefSeq, a predicted model, not a curated record